AGAGCGAUGAAUGUGACUUUUCAAAACUUCGUUAACAAGACCCGGCUGAUACAAGGAAUGGUCAACUUUUGCAUCAUCGUGUACAUGGACAAUAUCCUGGUAUAUUCGGACUCUUUUCACGGGCAUGCAGAGCAUAUCGAGUGGACACUUGGAGCGCUGCGCGACGCGGGCUUAAAAAUCGCCCUGAAGAAAAGCGAGUUUUUCCUUUUGGAAAUCUCGUUCCUCGGGUACGUGGUGACUCGGGGAGGCUUACGACCAAACUCGCGGAAAGUGGACACAAUUCGAGACGCGCCCACGCCCAUGUCGCUGACACAGGUUCGAGCCUUUCUGGGGUUGGCGUCCUACUACAGCCGAUUUAUCAAAGACUUUGCGGCAAUCGCACGGAACUUGACGAAUCUUCUGCGCAAGGACCAAUCGCUAACCUGGGACGAGGAAUGUAAAUGGACCUUCUCCACUUUGAAGGAGGCCCUGGCCUUCGCGCCCAUCUUAGUUCGCCCGGACCCUGAGAGGCCUUUCAUCCUCAUCACGGACUGGCAGUCUGAAGCAAUCUCCACCAUUUUGGCACAGAAGGGGAAGGACGGCCGCGAACACGUCGUUGAGUACGCGUCCCGAACAGUACCAGACGAGCGGAAGAACGAUUCGGCACCCCAAGGAGAAUGUUACGCGGUGGUUUGGGGCAUCCAACAUUUUCACCCGUAUCUGUAUGGCCAAAAGUUUCUUCUCGUCACCGAUCACGAACCGUUGCUGGCACUCAAGAAGCUGACUAACUAUACGGGAAUGAUCGGGCGAUUGGCGGUACGAUUGCAGGAGUACGACUUUGACAUCGUCCAUCGUAAGAUGGAGAAGCACGGGAAUGCGGACGGACUAACGCGUCUGCACAGGCCAGGCAAGGUGCCGAAGGGUGAAGAGAUCACACCGUGGAAGGAGCCGAAGCAGAGUGAAGGGCUUGAGUACAGACAAGUGGCAAUCCUUUCGCAACUCAGCUUCUGUUUGGUGGACAAGGUGUUUCAUUGGGCGGAGCUAGCCCCAGAAGCUGAAGGGGGUGAGGUCCAGGACGACGAAGUAGAACUGUUGAUCGUGUCGGCUUGGCGGAUGGACACGGAGGGGGAAUUGUUGGGGAUAUUAUUCGGCAAGGUGGAAGAAGGCGACCUCGAUGCAAUCACGGACGUGUUGUUGGUGUUCUUAGCGCAUUUGGUGGACGACUUACCCCUCGACAUCCUGUCGAGGUGUGACGAGAAGCCAGAGACAGGCGUGCUCACUCGCACGCUUGCGCCGCAUCUUUUGUGGUCCACGUGUAUGGAGUUGGACGGGGAUAACUGCCUCUACCCGUCCUCGAGCCUCUAUCUUGAAAUCGACGUCACCGAUCUCACGUUGUGGGACCCUCUUGUCCGUCGAGGAAACACGCUUGGAACCAGUGACAAAGAAGAAGAAGAACAAGAGGAGGCAGAGGAGGAAGAAUCGGGCACUGAUCAGGACGAUCCCGAUUAUAUUGUGUCAGGGGAAGAAGAAGAGGCGACGAGAGAGGAAAGUGGAUCGGGAGAGCCGAGUGGUCGUCCCAGGCGAAGCGAAGAGGAGGAAGAGGCCGAAGCUGAGCGAAGGCGAGAGAAAGCGGAGGGCAAGCGGCCAGUCGAAGAACCCGAAAGGCCAGCAGCGGGCGCGUCGUCGACUCCGGCGUACGCCAUCUCCUGUUGCAGCGUACGACAGCGGGCGCAUCUACGGGUCCGGCGUGCGUGGUCUCCUGCGGCAGGGUUGAGCAGCGGGCGUGUCUUCGGCGGUUGUGGCAGGCGUCACGUUGUGGGGGCAGAACGAUUCCCAGAGAUGGACGUUCGCGGCAGCGGGCACGGUCUGCGCGAAGAGGAGAUCGACGCGGUGGCGAUGGCGGUUACUGCCGUCGUCGUGAACACGAUGGGCGACAUGUCGUCGUCCUCAAGCGACAUGCUGACGCAGCUCCGUAAACGAAGAGCGCUGUUGCAGCGCAUUGCCGAAGCGCCGGAUUGCGUGGCCACGUGUGAGGCAGUCGUCCAGCUGUGUGCCGCGCUGUCAUCUGGCGUUUUCCUGCGGCAGACCCCGCGUUGGUGGAUUAAACGACGGACUGGCGGAACAUGGGAGGAUCUCCGCCUCUGUGAUGACGCGACGGACGAGUACUACCGGCAGAAGUUGCGCAUGUCGAUGGCCAUGUUAAGGCAGAUUGUAGCCGCGUGCGCCAUGUACGUGGAGAAGAAGGUGACCCACUAUAGGAUGCCAUUGUCAGUGGAGCAGGUCAUCGCUUUCGCGUUGUACAAGUGGGCGUCAGGAGAGCCGUACGAGAGCGGCACAUCAGCCUUCGGCAUCGGCAGGGCAAAAGGACUGCAGGCCGUCCGCGACGUCACUUCGGCGCUGCUGCAGGCGUACCCCGACGCGAUCAAGUGGCCAGUUGGCCGUAGACGUGCGCAGAUUCCGCGCGCAUUCCGUGACAAGGGUUUGAAAUUCCCGAACUGCUUCCGCGCGAUUGACUGUACACACAUCUACAUUGACAAGCCCGCCGGCGCACCUUUGGACAACUACUACGACCGCAAACAGAAGUCCUCUGUGCAGGCGCAGGUGGUGGUGGAUUUGGAUCUGCGGAUCCUCGACGUCCACAUCGGAUACCCGGGAAGUGUGCACGAUGUUCGUGUCAUGUACAAUUCCCAGUUGUGGAGGCGUGCAGAAGCUGGCGAGUUGUUCAACGCAUCUCCGGAGAAUCUGCCGCACGGUGUCGUCACGCGAGGUUACCUGCUAUGCGACAACGGUUAUCCAGUUGCCUGUCCAUGGAUCGUGCAGCCGUACGGAGGAAUCGACCAAGAUCCUGACGAGGAGCGCUUCGACACGCGGCAGAAGGUGGCGCGGGGUCAUCUUUAAAUCAUUCCACAGAAGAGACGAGAACAGUCGACACAUCACAUAAAAAAAAGAGUGCGCUAAAAGCGCU
This is a messenger RNA of Chara braunii, 2944 nucleotides long. The record is from the annotation of a GenBank genome assembly. Lineage: Eukaryota; Viridiplantae; Streptophyta; Charophyceae; Charales; Characeae.